Phalaenopsis equestris is the source of this 2531-nucleotide messenger RNA. Its product is annotated as transketolase, chloroplastic-like. Gene Ontology annotation, cellular component: cytosol. The coding region runs from base 142 to 2376 and encodes 744 amino acids. Gene Ontology annotation, molecular function: transketolase activity. The record is from RefSeq and is a predicted model, not a curated record. Gene Ontology annotation, biological process: pentose-phosphate shunt. The transcript has 8 exons. NCBI's taxonomy places the organism in Eukaryota, Viridiplantae, Streptophyta, Magnoliopsida, Asparagales, Orchidaceae.
CAAUCAACCUGCUUUUCCCGAUCCCUUUCCAUUCCUGUUUCCUCAUAUUAGCAUCACCUUCAAGGGUACAUUUUCUCCAAAAACUCGCUCCGGCGGAGAGAAAGAGAGGCGGAGGAAAGCGAGUAGAGAGGGAAAAUUACUAUGGCCGCUUCUUCCUCCGUCACCACUGCACAGUCCAUCAUUGGGCGAGCCGUCGCCGGCCACAACUCCGCCGCUCCGGUCCACCCAGACAAGCUUUCUUUCCCGACAGGAUUCGGCCGUAGCUCGCUAGCUGGACGAUCCUUAAAGUUAUCUCCCCGCCUUUUGUCGGCCGUAUCGACGACCCGCUUUCUGAAUCCUCCGCGUGCGGCGGCGGUUGAGACGCUGGAGGUGAAGCCUGGAACGACUGCGCUGGUCGAGAAGUCGAUCAACACGAUACGGUUUCUGGCCAUCGAUGCAGUUGAGAAGGCGAAUUCGGGUCAUCCGGGGCUGCCUAUGGGUUGCGCUCCCAUGGGUCACAUUCUUUACGAUGAGGUAAUGAGGUAUAACCCAAAGAAUCCCUAUUGGUUCAAUCGAGACCGCUUCGUGCUCUCCGCCGGCCAUGGCUGCAUGCUCCAGUAUGCUCUGCUGCAUCUCGCUGGUUACGAUAGCGUCCUGGAGGAAGAUUUGAAGCAGUUCCGUCAGUGGGGAAGCAGAACACCUGGUCAUCCUGAGAAUUUUGAAACGCCGGGUGUUGAAGUCACAACUGGUCCUUUGGGUCAGGGAAUUGCCAAUGCUGUUGGAUUAGCACUUGCUGAAAUACAUCUAGCAGCUCGUUUCAAUAAGCCUGAUAAUGAGAUCGUUGACCACUAUACAUAUGUUAUUCUUGGGGAUGGUUGUCAAAUGGAAGGUAUUUCGAAUGAAGUUUGUUCUCUUGCUGGCCACUGGGGUCUUGGCAAAUUGAUUGCUUUGUAUGAUGAUAAUCACAUUUCUAUUGAUGGGGACACUGAGAUUGCUUUUACUGAAGACGUGAAUGCUCGUUUUAAUGCUCUUGGUUGGCACACUAUUUGGGUGAAGAAUGGCAACACUGGCUAUGAUGAAAUCCGGGCUGCAAUCAAAGAAGCGAAGGCUGUCAAGGACAAGCCCACAUUGAUCAAGGUCACAACCACCAUUGGGUAUGGCUCACCAAACAAGGCAAACUCAUACAGCGUACAUGGCAGUGCUUUAGGUGCAAAGGAAGUUGAUGCAACGAGGCAGAAACUUGGAUGGCCGUAUGAGCCUUUCCAAGUCCCUGAGGAUGUAAAGAGCCAUUGGAGCAGCCAUGUCCCUAAUGGUGCUUCUCUUGAAGCAGAAUGGAAUGCAAAAUUUGCUGAAUAUGAGAAGAAGUACAAGGAGGAAGCAGCAGAGCUGAAAGCCAUCAUCUCUGGAGAACUUCCUGCAGGAUGGGAGAAAGCUCUACCAACUUACACCCCUGAGAGCAAAGCUGAUUCUACUCGAAACCUCUCUCAGCAAAACCUUAAUGCUCUUGCAACUGCCCUCCCCGGCUUCCUUGGAGGCAGCGCUGAUCUCGCUUCAUCGAACAUGACAUUAUUGAAAAGUUAUGGGGACUUCCAAAAGGCCACACCUGAGGAAAGAAAUCUCCGUUUUGGUGUUCGAGAGCAUGGCAUGGGUGCCAUCUGCAACGGAAUUGCACUUCACAGCCCUGGCCUCAUUCCCUACUGUGCAACCUUUUUCGUCUUCACCGACUACAUGAGGGCUGCAAUAAGGAUCUCAGCCUUGUCCGAAGCACGAGUUAUCUAUGUCAUGACUCACGAUUCUAUCGGACUUGGUGAAGAUGGCCCGACUCAUCAGCCCAUUGAGCAUUUGAUGAGCUUCAGAGCCAUGCCCAACAUUUUGAUGCUCAGGCCAGCUGAUGGAAACGAAACUGCCGGCUCAUACAAGGUUGCAGUACUUAACAACAAGAGGCCGUCAAUCCUCGCGCUCUCUAGACAGAAGCUUCCCCACCUUGCCGGGACUUCGAUCGAAGGAGUAGAGAAGGGAGGGUAUAUUAUCUCAGAUAACUCUUCUGGCAACAAGCCGGAUAUCAUUCUUGUGGGCAGCGGUUCUGAGCUAGAAAUUGCAGCCAUGGCUGCAGAUGAGCUGAGGAAGGAGGGGAAGACAGUGCGAGUAGUUUCACUUGUGUGCUGGGAGCUGUUUGAUGAGCAGCCGGAUGAAUAUAAGGAGAGUGUCUUCCCUGCAGCUGUCACUGCUAGGGUAAGCAUUGAGGCUGGAACCACAUUUGGGUGGGAGAGAUUUGUUGGCAGCAAGGGUAAGGCUAUUGGGAUCAGCCGGUUUGGAGCUAGUGCUCCUGCAGGGAGACUGUACAAGGAGUUUGGCUUAACCGUAGAGCACGUCAUUGCUGCAGCUAAGAAUUUAUAACAUGCUCUUUUUAACUCUGAAGCUUUUUCUCAUUUUGGAAGAUGAUUCACACUUGCCUUUUAUUAUGCCUGAAUCUAUAUUUUCUAUGAAGCUACUGCAUGUUAUAUGUACUGCUUAUUUUCGAAUGGUUUACAUGAAAAUAAAUGAAUUGCUUU